UGUUUUUUAUAAACACCGGAACUCGCACUGGUUGAUGAAGACUUCUGGGACGGUCUUUUCAGUGGUAGCCAUUCAAGAUGGGUUAUCGAGGUGCUAGAAAACAUCUCAAGCGUGUAACCGCACCAAAGUCAUGGAUGUUGGACAAGCUUGGUGGCGUUUUUGCCCCAAGACCAACUCCAGGUCCACACAAAUUACGUGAGAGUUUACCCAUGUGUGUAUUGUUACGAAAUCGAUUGAAGUAUGCUCUAAAUUAUGAAGAAGUUAAAAAGAUUUGUAUGCAGAGACUCAUCAGAGUAGAUGGUAAAGUUCGAACAGAUAAAACUUUUCCGACUGGAUUUAUGGAUGUAAUUGGAAUUCAAAAGACUGGAGAAAAUUUCCGUAUAUUGUAUGAUGUAAAAGGAAGAUUUGUUGUCCAUCGUAUCAAACCAGAGGAAGCCAAGUAUAAAUUAUGUAGUGUCAAGAAGUGUCAGUUGGGUCAAAAGGCUAUCCCUUAUCUUGCUACUCAUGAUGGCAAAACCAUUAGAUAUCCAGAUCCAGCCAUUAAAGUUCAUGAUACUGUUAUGGUGGAUAUAGAGACUGGUAAAAUAAAGGAUUAUAUUAAAUUUGAAGCCGGUAAUGUUUGUAUGUUGACCGGAGGUCAUAACUUGGGACGAGUUGGUACAAUCCAAUCCAAAGAAAGACAUCCUGGUUCUUUUGAUAUUGUUCAUAUCAAAGAUUCCCAAGGACAUACUUUUGCCACUAGAAUGAACUAUGUAUUUGUUAUUGGUAAAGGUAGUAAACCAUGGAUCUCUUUACCCAAGGGUAAAGGUAUCAAACUGUCAAUUACAGAAGAAAGAGAUAAAAGAAUUGCUGCAGUUGCUGCUGCAUCUUCUGCAUCCUAAAAUGUGGUCAUUGUGCCAAUAAAAUAAAAAAAAUGAAAUUUG
This is a messenger RNA of Lottia gigantea (owl limpet), 923 nucleotides long. RefSeq lists its product as hypothetical. The transcript has 7 exons. The coding region runs from base 78 to 881 and encodes 267 amino acids. Lineage: Eukaryota; Metazoa; Mollusca; Gastropoda; Lottiidae. Gene Ontology annotation, biological process: translation. Gene Ontology annotation, cellular component: cytosolic small ribosomal subunit; ribosome. The record is from RefSeq and is a predicted model, not a curated record. Gene Ontology annotation, molecular function: RNA binding; structural constituent of ribosome.